This is a messenger RNA of Diorhabda sublineata, 1434 nucleotides long. Its product is annotated as reticulon-4-interacting protein 1, mitochondrial. The record is from RefSeq and is a predicted model, not a curated record. Bases 204 to 1352 code for a protein of 382 amino acids. NCBI's taxonomy places the organism in Eukaryota, Metazoa, Arthropoda, Insecta, Coleoptera, Chrysomelidae. Gene Ontology annotation, molecular function: oxidoreductase activity. The transcript has 6 exons. Gene Ontology annotation, cellular component: mitochondrion.
AUAGCUCGAUGUGAUAUGAUAAAAUUUAUUGUAUUGUAUUAAGUGCUUAACAAUUUUGAAGAGGCGUAUAACCUAAAACAUGUGAAACUGUCACUGAUAUUUAUAAAUUUGUUUAUGCUGAUAUAAUAAUAAAGCAGUGAUAUUGAAAGUUUAAAGUGAAUGAAUAAAAUUAGUUCUGUAACGGUUUGGGAUAUGAAAUCCAUAUGAAAAGUAUGAUAUUCAACCCAGUGUUGUUAAAUUUCAAAAAUAUGUUGAAGAGGGCCUUUUCAGUUUAUAGUUCUAACUACGUUAAACAUAGCUUAAAUAACAAAUUGAAAGUAAAAGCGUGGCAAACUCAUGAAUACGGAGACUUAAAAAAUGUUCAACUGGAUGAAGUUCGAAUACCAGUAAUUAGAAAACCUACAGAUGUUUUGGUACAGGUUAAUAGUGCUUCUGUCAAUCCAAUUGAUAUACUGAUGUUAGGAGGAUAUGGGAAAACUCUAAUGCAGGUUCCCAGGAACUGGGAAUUAGAAUUGCCUUUGAUUGUUGGAAGAGAUUUUUGUGGUACAAUUAUUGGAAAAGGACAAAGUGUAUGUAAUGAUUACAAGGUUGGUGAUGAAGUUUAUGGCUUUGUCCCGUUAUAUAAUUCAGGAACUUUUUCAGAAGCUAUUAUUACUGAUGUAUCAUAUUUAUUACCCAAACCAAAACAUUUGACUCACUUUGAAAGUGCUUCUAUGGUUUAUGCAACUAUGACUGCAUGGAGCGCUCUUUAUGUUUUCGGAAAUAUGUUGUCAAAACAAAAAAAAGGAUUGCGGGUUUUAAUAUUAGGAGCCUCAGGCGGUGUGGGAACAGCUGCUAUACAAAUUUUAAAGUCACAACAAUGUCAUGUAUUUGCUACUUGUUCAGAAGAUGCAAUACCUUUGGUUACCGACUUAGGAGCAGAUAAUGUUUUCAAUUAUAAAGAUCAAGAUUUUGAACAAAAAAUUGAACAAGAGGGCAGAUAUCAUAUAAUAUUGGACGGUGCAAGAAUGGGUCAUCAAAAUAUACCAAAAGGCUGGAAAUUCGAUACUUAUAUUUCACUUAAUUCGCCAUUACUUAAAAAUACCGAUCAAUAUGGUUUAUUGCCAGGUUUAGCAUACAGUUUGAGUGAUCUAUUGGAGUCGAAUUUGAAACGAUUUAAAGAUGGAAGCAGUAUAGUAUGGGGAUUUUUCGUACCAUCUCGGAACGGCUUUGAGUUUAUAAAUGAGUUGAUAACGGACAAGAAGAUAAAACCGAUUAUCCAUAAAAAGUUCAGUUUUGAUCAAUUACCGGAGGCGCUCCAAACUGUUGCCGAUGGGCAUUUGAGAGGAAAAGUUGUGAUCGAUUACCAGUGAUAUUAGAUUUUAUUUAUAGACAAAUUCAAAGAUUAAUUGUUGAUAAUAUUAUUUUUGCAAGUAAUAAAUGAUUAAAUAAUUA